Molecule: messenger RNA, 1386 nt
Organism: Erpetoichthys calabaricus (reedfish)
Lineage: Eukaryota; Metazoa; Chordata; Cladistia; Polypteriformes; Polypteridae
Exons: 3
Coding region: 150-1253 (367 amino acids)
Biological process (GO): DNA integration
Molecular function (GO): nucleic acid binding
Source: RefSeq, a predicted model, not a curated record
GUAUUUUUAAGAAAAUAUGCAAUAUAAAAUAAUACAUAGAAUACAUACUUAUUCAAACAAUAUAACACACAGGUGGCCAUGGUUUACCAAAGAUAUUGAUUACUAGAGAACAACUUCAAAUUUACAUUUUACGAGGAUAUACUGGACAGAUGAUUACUGACCACUUAGGUUGUUCUGUGUCAUAUAUCUACAAGAGACUUAAAAAGGAAGGACUGUCCCCAUGCAGUAAAUUCAGUGGCAUUACUGACAAUGAACUUGAUAAUGAAGUAAAACUGCUCCAUUCUCAAUAUCCAAAUUCUGGGACAGAGAUGAUCAGUGGAUAUCUUAGAGCAAAGGGAUUAAUUGUACAAAGAAAAAGAAUACACAGCUCUUUAAUGAGAAUUGACCCUAUGAGUACUGCAGGAAGAUGGGCCCAAGUAAUCCAAAGAAGAUCAUACCGAGUUGCAUCCCCAAACAGUCUCUGGCACAUGGACAGCCACAUGAAGUUGAUACGAUGGGGAUUUACUGUUCAUGGAUGUAUUGAUGGAUUCUCGCGUCUUAUUCCAUAUUUAAAUUGUGCAUUGGAUAACAAAUCAUUCACAGUUUUAGAAGUUUUUUGCAAGGCUGUUGUGAAGUAUGGUUUACCAUCUCGAGUAAGAUCAGAUCAUGGAGGAGAAAAUACUCAAGUAGCACUGCUCAUGAAUAUGCUGAGAGGACUGCAGCGUGGUAGCCAUAUUACUGGACAAUCAGUACACAACCAAAGAAUUGAAAGGCUUUGGAAAGACGUAUUCUCACAGGUCAUUGAACCAUUUUACAAGGAGUUCUAUGAAAUGGAGGAUCUUCGUAUUCUGAAUCCAGAUAAUACUGUACACAUAGCAUGUCUUCAUUUAGUGUACCUUAAUGAAAUUAACAAACGACUUGAACUAUUUAGAAAUGGUUGGAAUAUGCACAGAAUUAGAACAGAAGGAAACCGAACACCAGAACAGAUUUGGUCAGAUGGGCUUCUCAUCACAAAUUCUGCUCCAUCAGAUGCUACUAUUGAACAGCUUUUAUUAGAAAACUUACAAAGAAUUGGGGGGCCAGCUUUAAUUUCUUCUGAUGUGAUUGAGGAAGAAGAGUCAUCCAACACAUUAAAUUUAACUAAUCAGCAGAUGGAAAUGCUUUCUGCUGAAUUUCAGCAUGGAGAUGGAUUACAGGAUAAGUAUUCUCGAUGUGUCCGUUGUGUUGUUGAGCUUUUACAAUCUAAUGCAGACAGCACUGCAUCAUCAUCUUAACAGCAUAUUGGAAAAAGAAUUAAGAGAGUUGUCAACCAUGAUUUCAUUUUCAGUUUUAGUAUUAAUGGAAGAACCCUAAACAUAUAAUUUCAUGUUACAUUUUUUUUUAUAAUUUUCUAUGUUUUGUAUUGUG